AGUAUUGUUAGAGAUGGCAGAACAACUGGAAAGGCCUCAGCACUAAAAAACACAUGAAUUCCAUCCAUUCACUCCUUAACAUCAGUUCGGAGCCCAUUUGAUCCCUACUAAAAAUUGAAAGCUCUGUGGAGUCCAUAGCUGAUAAUCUGGGCUCAACUGAGAGAUCAUGCUACUCAAUUUGUCACCACCUGACGGGUGCCUUUUUAUAGGACAUGGCUUGUAAGCAAAUUUAACAUGUCCAAGAAUUACACAAUCGCUCUAUGAGGGAUGCAAGGGGAGGCAAAACUUGGGACCUCUAUCCUAAGUGGCAAAAAGUCUUAGGUAAGCCUAACAUAAUUUAGGUUAGGUUUAGUAGAUCUGGGACUAAAUAUUUUUGGCACCUUGAUUUAAUGUCAGAAGUUUUCUUGCGCCUCGGGGGUAUGUCUCAAGAUUCACCUCGCAAAGGAUUGGAAACAAAAGGGUCUGUCUAUGAUCCUGCCGUAGCUUGGUACCAUCAUUACAUUUUGCAAAACCUAACGCCGUGCUGAAGGCCUCCCAUAUACACCGACAGUCAAUUUGACUGACCACUACUUCUUUCAUCUAUCACUUCCCGUACCGUUCUACCUGGUGAACUUGUUACCCUGGCCCUGUCGUGGCUGACUACCGUAUGCUCUGCGUCCCUGAUGCUUCUUGUCCUUACUCAUGCUAGCACCGAGGGUGAUGUCAACACGAGGUGGUACUGUGAAGCCGAAGCUUUUGGCGACCUUGGCCAGAUCCAGCUUGUUGAUAUCAAAAACACUGCGCAGCGAGUGAGAGGCGUAGGCGUGAAGGUAGCUGCGGUAACCAUCCUUGGCACUCUUGUUCAAGUAGUAGUUUGAACUGAUGAGCUUCUCGAGUUGAGACUGAAUGUUGAUGAUCUUUGGGAAAUCAUAUUCUACGACGGGAACACGGGCGGCCUUGAGGUGCGACAAAAAGCCAACCUCGUUGGGCUGAAGGAUCAGAAGAGAUCGGCCCUUGGUGUUGCUGCCUCGGGCAGUUCGACCGACACGGUGAAUGUAGUCGCGGGGGUCAUCCGGAGGAUCGAACUGGACAAUCCAGUCAACGGAAGGAAUCUGUUACAGGUUAGUAAAUUGUCCAUGCAGUAAUUCAGAUUAGACACAUACAUCGAGACCACGAGCGGCAACGUCAGUGCAGAUCAGAGUACCCUGCUUGGCAUUGCAGAACUCGAAAAAGGUGUUGGUUCGCUUCUGCUGCUUCUGUUUGCCGUGGAGAUCAAGAACAGGAAUAUCGAUAUAGUUGAGGAGUUCGGCGUGGUAUUUCACACAAGCACAACUACUGAAGAAGACAAUGAUCUUCUUCUUGAGGUUGCGCUUGAGGAAUGAGAAAAGAAGAUUGAAUCGCUUCUCGGCAUCGCAGAUAACGUAACCCUGCUCCAGGCCCUCCACAGUACUGUACUGCUUCUCCUCAUCGACGUUGAUGUACAGAGGACCAGGACGCAGCGAGAUACGGGCAAGAUCCUCAACCUUGGUUGUUUGAGUAGCAGAGAAAAGCAUUGUCUGUCGGUCCUCCUUAGGGAGAAUCUUGAUAAUCUGUCGCAUUUCGUCCUCGAAACCAAUUUCAAGAAUUCGAUCCGCCUCAUCAAUAACAAGGGACUUCAGGUUCUUGAAAACGAAAGGUGUGUUUUGCAGAUGGUCGAGCAGACGUCCAGGGGUGGCAAUAAGUAGGUUAACACCCUUGGCGAGCUUGUCGGCCUCAGCGCGACGGUUUGCGCCUCCGAUGACAAUACCGUAAGUUUGUGAGUGGUGGGCCAUGAGUUCUCGGGCAACACCAAAGAUCUGGAGGGCCAACUCGCGGGUUGGGGAAACAACAAUGACACCAGUGCCGUUGCGAGGCUUGAAUCGCAGAGAGCUCAACAUCUCAAUGACAGGAAUAAGGAAGGCCAGAGUCUUUCCAGAACCAGUCUUGGCAGCACCAAGAACAUCGCGACCAGCCAGUGAGGGAGGAAUACCUCUCCUCUGGAUCUCAGUCAUCUUGGUGAACUUCAUCUCAUUGAUGGCCUUCAUGGUCUUCUCGGAAAGAUUCAGCUCCGCAAAAGAUUGCGACUCAGCUCCAGCAACUGGAGGUAAUGUGAGCUUUCCGCCAUCAGGCAGAUCUGUGUUGUCCUCGGUCUUGUCCUCGGCAUCCUCCGCUUCAUUUUCCUCUCCGGGCUUGGAGUCUUCAGCAUCCUCAUCGGCCUCGUCGCUCUCGUCUCCGUCCUCCUUCAGAGCCUCCUCCUCGUUGGAAGAGUCGUCUUCGGGCUCUUCGCGGGGCUCGGGUUCGGCGCGCUUGACUUUCUUUGAUUUCUUUUCGGGAACGGUAACAGACUUCCUCUCCUUUGAAGCCUUGACGCCAUUGGCGUCCUUGAACUUGCGUUUCUUGCUGCCGGCGAAAUCCAUCUUGUUUGCGCGUAAUGUUGGUAUUCUGUACAACCGAUCGUCUCGCAGCAACUGAAUCGAGAACUUUUUUUCAGCGAUAAGAAAAGUCUUGGAGCGAUAAGCGGUGACUUGUUUUUCCGCUCACUCCACCGGACAAGCUGUUUAAUGUGCAGUAACCCCCGCUGUGGAUUCAGCGGCAAAUGUUGUUGCAAGCUUGCCUUUCUAGGACUAGCUCCAGGUCUGAUGACUUCGAUUUGUAUAAUUGGGUCACAAUGGAAACUGAAUUGAUCGAGGUACAGAUGCACAGAGUAAGAUCAUAUAUAAGUUUGCAAGUUGUGCCUCGAGCCCUAAUAAGGAAAGCUUAUAUGCCUGUUGCCUGGCGGAUACAGUUCAAGUCACAUUGCAAAAGAGUUUCGCUCCAUCGAGGGCUGGGCUGCGCACCGAAUCGAGGAUACAGACAGUAAAAUGCAGAUGGGGUAGCAGAAAAUUACUGCACGCCAAGGGCAGGCGACACAAAUACAGAACAAAGCUUAGUGCGAAAAAAGCCCAUCAAGUGUCGGCUCAAUAUUCGCUCAGUCUUGUCUGUACUCUAAAGAGCAGUGGAGGGAUGUCACUUAAGUUCCCAACGAGGUUUAGCCUCAAGUCACGCUACACUGCAGGUACUAGAGUCUAGGUACUGUAGGUAGUGGAGGUCCGAACCCUCGCGCUUGGGUCAUCCACUCUUGUAUGAACCUGAUUCUUCCAAAUCAGUUUCCUUUCUCCCUCUUCAUCUCAUCUGCGCUUUCGAGACAUCGCCCCUAUCGCUGCCCGCGACACUAUUAAUUACACCCACUGCGAUCGCAUCAGCUUUGAUACGCGACCCGAGACAUAUAUUGGCGAUCUGUCAACAUCCUUGAAGCCUUUGUAUUCGGUCAUCGCAACAAGACUCGAUCUCAUCCUGACUUAAGAUUGUGACCGGCGGAUCCGUCAAGUCGUUGCGAUACCAACUUCCGAAACUCGUCGCAUUUGUUCGUCGCGGUUAGGAAACAUCACUUACAAGACAAUUCAAUUCCAAGUUUCUCAUAAUUUCAUCGAGCUAUUCACUAUUAUCUGGUUCAUCCUCACGACGAAAAACUAGCUCCUUGCUCGUGCUGGCUCCUGUUCAGCUCCACUAGCAGCGCAGCACAAUGGCGAAUCCUCAACCUGAUAUCCAGAGUAUCCUGGCCGCACUCGCGUCGCAGCGGCCGACAGGGACCCCAACCCAGACACCACCCGGCGCUCCCAACCAGGCAUACCCUCCCCCGCCUGCGUCCGCGCAACCUGCGGCCACAUACCAGCCGCCCCCUCCAAACUCCGGCAGCUAUGGUGCACCUGGCUACAAUGGCCUCCCUGCGCCGUCAUCCAGCGGAAACCUCGACCUCAGCUCGAUUCGACCUGUCAACUCGGGAACUUUGAGUAUUGCUGAUGCGAUUGCUCAAGCCAAGGCUUAUGCCGCCGAAAAGGGUGUGACAUCCUACGAUCGACCCCUUGUCUAUGCCUCCGAAUCACGAGGACCUGAUCGAGGAUAUAACCGCUCAAGGUCACGAUCACCCGCUCGCGAUGAGUUCCGCGAUGGCGUGAAUCCGUACAGAGAUGAGCGACGUGGCGGCGACAGAGGUUCGCAUGGUCGGGGCUAUGGUCGAGAUCGUUCUUAUUCGCCAGGCCCCCGUGGUCGGAAUUUCUCUCCUCGGGGAAGCAAUGGACGCGAGAGGUCUCCCUUGAGAGGCGGUGAUGACAACUCGGAGACCAUUGAGAUUGAUUCAAGCCUUGUAGGCCUCAUUAUCGGCAGACAAGGAGAGAAUCUUAGACGCAUAGAAUCUGAAUCCAACUGCCGAGUCCAGUUUCUGGCCGCCACCGAUGGUGGUCCGCACAGAUUGUGCAAGAUCUCUGGGCCCCGGCACCGUCGUGCUGAAGUGAAGGAUGCCAUUAACCGUAUUAUUGACGAUAGCGGAAUGGGCGCUCUUAACCGCCCCGAAAAGCCUCGCGACCCCAACAAGGGCGGUGCUGCGGCUCUACGCGAAGGGGAGGACCACAUGCAAAUCAUGGUCCCUGAUAGGACUGUUGGCCUGAUCAUUGGACGUGGUGGUGAAACUAUCCGGGACCUUCAAGAGCGAUCCGGCUGCCAUAUCAAUAUCGUUGGCGAAUCUAAGAGUGUGAACGGAUUACGACCUGUCAACCUCAUCGGCACGCGCGAAGCUGCCGCCCGCGCCAAGGAUUUCAUCAUGGAGAUUGUCGACAGUGAUAGUCGAGGCGACGCGCCGCCGCCUGUCAAAAGGUUGGGAGGUGGAGGAGCAGCUCCUGGAGGCCGCCAUGAUGGUCCUCAGAGGGAUGCGGGAGGUUCUGGUGGCCCUGACAAGAUCAAUGAUGCUGUAUAUGUGCCUUCAGAUGCGGUAGGUAUGAUCAUAGGAAAGGGCGGUGAGACGAUCCGGGAGAUGCAGAACACCACCGGAUGCAAGAUCAACGUUGCUCAAUCUUCUGGUCCCGGUGAGACUCAGAGGGAGAUUGCCCUGAUCGGUUCGCGAGAUAGUAUUGCGCGAGCUAAGCUUGCCAUUGACGAGAAGGUGGAUGCAGUGCGCCAGAAAGGCAGUGGCCCCCGUGGUGGUGGAGGCGGUGGCCGUGGACAUCAAGAUCAUGACAGGCCCAGCUACUCUCAACCACAAGGCUCCAGUGCCCCUACUAACCAGCCCCCCCAACCAGCUCCAGCUGAUGGAUCCGAUCCAUACGCCCAAUAUGGUGGUUACCAAAAUUACCUUGCGCUGUGGUAUCAAUCCUUGAUGUACCAACAACAGCAAGGCGGACAAGGUGCCCCCCCUUCUGGUGCUCCUGCACCUGGAGCAUAAGUGAUGUCCUGCCUGCUCGCUCGUGCUUGGGUGAUCUUGAUUGAGCUCUCAUCCGCAAAUGCCGCGGAUCGAGGGUGCUAUCUGGUGGUUUGAUUGAUAUCAUGCCAAUGUUUUGACGCUCUUGACGCCUCUCUGCACUCAUAGCCCGUUGACACGACCUACGACUGUACAUCACCCGUUUUCUUUUCCCGUCUUUUGAGGACCCCUUGGACUCAACUUCUCUGAUGACAUAUCACUUGACUGGGCUGUCUUUACAACAUUAAUAUUGAGGUGCAAUAUCGGGUGCGAUGUGCAUGGUUGUCCUGCCAUGACCUCAUUCGAAUUCAUUUAGGCGAUCCUGGACUCGAUGCUGAAUGCUUCCACGAACAUUUGAAGUUGCCGCCGCCUCUGCUGGCUCUUUCACGAUCAUGUUGCUACUGGCUUGCGGACUGACAACUCACAACUAAUGCGUUGAUGACAUGUGCGAUUUCUGGUGCCAGCUCAUCUCUUGGUAUGACGUACAUCCUGAAACUUGCGAUUUGUCGUGGCGUGGUUGAGUUGCGUUGAGAUGUGAACCGGCCAACUCAACCGCACGAACCUCGGAUCACAACCUGAACUGGGCCAGUAGUGUCUUGGUGCACGUGGUGUCGCUUGUCUCUUGCCCCUUUUCCAAUCAGGCUCGUACGGUAUUGGAUGAAUCGACUGUUUCGUGCAAGUGGUCUCCUUGUUUCUGCAUGUAUGUUGCGUGUUGAGUUGCCUAGCAAUUCGCCAUGUGCAUUAGCUCGCUACUCUUUCAUCCGCGUUUUCAUUUGAGUCUGGCUUCAACACCAGACAGUCUCAUCGCUUGCAUGUCAUGAGGAAAGGGAAUGUAUACUUUGGUGACGGUGGGCUGGAUUGGAGAAAUGGAGUUUCGGAUUGCAUUGCCUUGUAUUACCAUCGUAACACUUACUUAGCCUUACACAACCGUGGACUUUCACGUUUAUCAAUUCAUGUCUUUUCUCGUAGUGAGUUGUGAAGAUCACUC
Fusarium odoratissimum NRRL 54006 is the source of this 6254-nucleotide messenger RNA. RefSeq lists its product as uncharacterized. Lineage: Eukaryota; Fungi; Ascomycota; Sordariomycetes; Hypocreales; Nectriaceae. Gene Ontology annotation, biological process: regulation of gene expression. Bases 3560 to 5251 code for a protein of 563 amino acids. The transcript has 4 exons. The record is from RefSeq and is a predicted model, not a curated record. Gene Ontology annotation, cellular component: cytoplasm; nucleus. Gene Ontology annotation, molecular function: mRNA binding.